Messenger RNA from Vollenhovia emeryi, 5025 nucleotides. RefSeq names its product actin-binding LIM protein 2 (gene Unc-115a). Gene Ontology annotation, molecular function: actin filament binding. Gene Ontology annotation, biological process: cytoskeleton organization; lamellipodium assembly. The coding region runs from base 747 to 3158 and encodes 803 amino acids. Gene Ontology annotation, cellular component: actin cytoskeleton. The record is from RefSeq and is a predicted model, not a curated record. NCBI's taxonomy places the organism in Eukaryota, Metazoa, Arthropoda, Insecta, Hymenoptera, Formicidae. The transcript is spliced from 15 exons.
CAGGGCGGAGUCGACCGUGAAAGUGAGCAUUAUCUACCGUACCGGUUGACAAUCGGGACUCGACGAGGCACGAAUCUCCUCGCACUGGCAGCGGCUGGUCGGCAGUCGACGAUCGGCAGUCGCGGCGACCGUGUCGCGUCCAAGUUCCUCGCGCCGUUCGGAGCAAGUGUCUCGGAGAAGAAGAUUCGGUAUUCGUUUCUCGGCGAACAGUCGGUCGGUUAGUCGUCUGAAAAUUCCUACGGGGCACGAAUCUCGCGCGCACGUUACGUGCGAGCCGAGUUAUUUUUCUCGCACGCCAAAACGAAAACUAGCCGAGCUAUUAUCGACGCGCACCGCUCUCGGCAAACAACGCGUAAUCGUCUUCGGCGAAAUUGAUAUCUCUGUAAUCUAUCGACGAUGCCACAUUGCACGACGCUCGGUUCGUGACGAUAUAUACGGGGUGUCGUGAACGAAAUACAAAACUCUCGAGCAAGAGUCCCGGAGGUGGACCAGUCUAGACCGCGGGUGCUGGUCGACGGGUUCCGUUGAAACGACCUCGCGGUAGAUCGGCGGCGACCACCUGGACCCAGGAACCGCGAAUCCAGAUCGGCGACGGGAACGCGCGGCGAUCGUCUCAUUGUAGGCGGCUCGGCGCUAUCUUAUCUCGACAUCGCGCGGCUCGCAAAGCAGGCGCGGAGAAGGCGCGUGUGCCGGCGCGGCUCGUGUCCCUGGGAGUUACGCAACGCCAGGCAGCAGGCGGUAGGACGAUGAAGUCGAAGACGAGUGCGAGCGAGAGCCUGAUAGCGAGUGAAAGCAGGGCGGGCAGAGACGGUGCCGACCAGCACAAGCAAAAACCGAUGAAAAAGGGUAAAACGUUUUGUCAGUCUUGUAAGAAGAAGUGCAGCGGGGAGGUUCUGCGGGUGCAGGACAAAUACUUUCAUAUAGGCUGCUUCAAGUGUGCCCAGUGCAACGCCAGUUUGGCGCAGGGUGGCUUCUUCGCACGUGAGGGUUCCUACUACUGCACCAAGGAUUAUCGGGAGCGCUGGGGCACACGGUGCGCCGGUUGCGGGGAGUACGUGGAGGGCGAUGUGGUGACAGCCGGCGAGAAGCACGCGUUCCACCCGAAUUGUUUCCAUUGCCAAAGAUGCCGGCAACCGUUGCUGGGACAAGGAACCAAGGUGUCCCUCGUUCAAGGUCAAGCGCUGUGUCAUCGAUGCGUCGGUAUCCCGGUUCGCGAGGCCUCCACGCCGAUCAGCAAUAGCGCCGGUACCAAAGGCGGCGGACACGCCGAUCCUGGUGCCUGUGCCGGUUGUGGAAAUCAAUUGAGGGAAGGUCAGGCAUUGGUCGCGCUCGAUCGUCAAUGGCACGUCUGGUGCUUCAAGUGUCACAGCUGCGACACCGUGCUUCAUGGGGAAUACAUGGGAAAAGACGGCGUGCCUUACUGCGAGAAGGAUUAUCAGAAGCAGUUUGGAGUGAAGUGCGCCUAUUGCAACCGUUACAUCAGCGGCAAGGUUUUGCAAGCCGGCGAUAAUCAUCAUUUCCAUCCGACCUGCGCGCGCUGCACGAAAUGCGGCGACCCGUUCGGCGACGGGGAGGAAAUGUACCUGCAGGGUGCCGCCAUAUGGCACCCACGCUGCGGCCCAGGACCCACCGGGCCCAAUGGCAUCGUGAACGGACACGGGGACGCUCACACCCCGCAGCAUCGGGAAUCGGAGCGAAUUUCCAGCAGCGCCUCGGAGAUGCAGUUUUCAUUGCGGUCACGCACGCCAAGCCUGAACGGAUCGCUGUGCAGCCCUUACAGCAGCCUCAGUCGCAAGUAUUAUCCUGCGCGAACUGGAAGCCCCGGCCUGAUUCUGCGAGAAUACGGACGACCGGCGGAAGAUGUAUCUAGGAUUUAUACUUACUCAUACUUGACUGAAACGCCCAGUCAGGGAUAUCUGCGACGUCCGAUACAGCCGUACGAUAAACCCCCCACUAGCCCGCAUUUCCAUAGACCUAGCUCAUCUCGUUCGAUAAGAAGCAGCGGUGGGCGCAGCAGUAGAUCAGGAAUGAGAGCUUUGGUCGAUGCACUGAGCGAUACCAGACCGAAAUCGCCGGCAAGUCAGGUGGAUAACGAAGAGCCGAUAGAAUUAGCGCAUUAUCCGGACGCCAUGAAACCACCGCCGGGCGCCCAACCGCCAAUCGAGAGAGAUGAUUUCCCCGCUCCGCCAUAUCCUUACACUGAUCCUGAAAGACGUAGACGAUGGUCCGACACAUACAAGGGAGUACCUGCAUCUGACGACGAGGAUGAUGUGGAUAACAAAACGUAUAUCAAGGAGGCGGAGCAGAAACUGAAAAAGGAGCAGGACGAAUUGAGCAAGAUCGACACGGGAAUAGCUAAGGUAUUCCUGCAAGAUCGCGAAAAAGAUCGGGAGAAUUUGAGACACAGAGCUGCGAACGUUGAUCCGAGAAACGCUUCGAGGACACCGUCUGCCGCCAGGGAACCAACGUACCGAUUGCGCUACGAAAGUCCCGUCGGUGCAUCGCCUUCGCGAAAUAUCGAUCAUGCACGACCUUGGGAGGAUGACGAUGGCUUCAGCUACAGAUCCAGCGGGCCUAGCUACAACGUUGGGAGGUCAUCGGCGCGCUCCCCGGCUCCCAGAAACUAUCCACCCCUUGGUACUCAGCGCGCCUUCACUCUUCCAAACGCCACUAGGCACUAUCACUCGGGCGACUAUUCGUUCAGCGGGAUGGGCGACAAGACGCACAGCACUGAUUUCUCGUCUGGCAAGUCGGACAUAUCAACAGGCAGCAUCACGGAUGUGGAUCGACGGGCAUUGGUAUGUACCACAGCCCCAUACUACUCCCGGCGAAUUAGCAUGAAUGAUGGUGGAAUCCUUCCAUCGUCCACCACGUAUACGGGUGGCCUAGGUUCGGUUGUUGGAACCCACGGAGGUCAUCAUGUAAGGAGAUCGCUGCCGGACAUGGGGGCUGCGCCAACCGAACCACCCAAGCUUUAUCCCUACCAUUUACUCGUUAUCACCAACUACAGGCUGCCAGCUGACGUGGAUCGUUGCAAUCUCGAGCGACACCUCUCCGAUGCGGAAUUUGAAGCUGUCCUACAAUGCUCCCGAGCGGAAUUCUACAGACUGCCACAGUGGCGUCGCAAUGAAAUCAAAAGACGUGCCCGUCUCUUUUAAUUCACGCCACACAUUUUGCUUUACUACACAUCGCAUCGUGUCGCGAUUGCGUUACUGCGGUACGGACCGUACAUUCCUACUGCGUGGGUAGAUGCAUCGCGGAGAAAAAAAUGUGUUCGACAACCAUUGCGAAUAUCUGCCGGCCGGCGUGUGCUCGCAAAAAUGAAAGUCCUAUAAGACUGGAGCGCGCGCGCGCGACGCAGACGCAUACGCACACAACACACAAUGUAAUGACGCGGAAGCACUGCCACUUGUCGUCAAUUUUUUUCUCGCAGCAACGAAUCCACAGGCAGCUUUAUCUAUGACCCGAUCUGUUUAGUGACGUAGUCGUUUCCGAGUUCCGUCUGUCGGAGCUCUACCGUGACUUGGUUUCACUCAUACACGUUGACGAAUACGCAAUGACAGUUGAUAUUAAUGUAGGAGAGGCGAUAAUCAAAUAGAAGAGAUUGCGAUUAAAACUCUUAAUACAAUUUGCUAUUGUAAAUAAGAAAUUAAUCGAGAAAUCGAAAAAGCGGCGUGAGGGAGCAGCUAGGAAAGUUUCAAAGUACAUAACCGCGUAUUCGCUAAAUUGCAUACAUACAUAUUAACUUUGUGGAAGAUUAUAACGCAAGAAAAAAACGCUAUUAUGUAGGAUUUAUCAUUAUUAAUUUUUAACUACUAUUAAUAUUAUUAUUAUAUUUUACUAUGUGCAACAUGAGUUAGGAGUAGGUGAGCCCAGCUUGCUGAAUGGUGCGAUUGCACUGAUUAAUUGGACGAUUUGCGUGUGACUUGUCACUUUUUAACUUACUCUGCGACGAGGAUUAAUUUAUAAAGUAGCUUGCGCGCAAAUGCGACGUCCUUGUGUGAGAAAAAAUAUCAAUUUGUCUUUAUCCUUUUAAUUAUCCGUGAUGUAUUAACUAAAGAAACGCUCUGCGGUGCGGAUUGCGAUAGACUUCUAUAAUCACUUAAUCACUCUACAUUAGAGUAUAAAUAAAAACAUCAGGACCAAAUUUAUAGUUGUGGUGGAUCUAACAAUAACAUGGAGAUGUUUUAUUACAUUUUAGCCAUAUAUGGACUUAUGUCACAUUCUAUUCAUAGCAAUUUUCGUAAAAUUUUGGAAGUGGCACAAGAGACCAAUUUUGAAAAUUUUUUAAUCUCGUAUUCAUAUUUACCUAUUUGGAACGAGUAGCGAUUCUUAAAGUUUUCUAUCUGAAAUUUGUACCAUUUUAAACUCGAGAAAGAAAUUUAUUUCAUGCAAAAUGCAUAAACCAUUCUUAUCGCGCAUUUCAUUAUAUUUCAAAAGUUGUUUCAUGUUGCUCUUAGAGUACAUGAUGAUUUCAUCAGCGAUUAUUACUAAUUAAGCGAAAAUUUUAAUUUUACGAAGCAUUUACCGCAGCAAUCAUCCUCCACCCUUAAAUUAGGUCCUGCACAGAAUUAAAAGAUUUCAAAGUAAUAGUUAAAGCAGUUGAGGUAAUACCGGACGUAUACGCGUCCAUUGAAUAGAGCUGAUUUAUGCGAAGCGAAUAAAGUUGAAUUUUCAUAUAUAGGUGAGAAACACGACGUAUCGAAGUUUCGAUUGUUACGCCGUAUGAUUAUUAUAUCUAGAUGACUUUACUACGUAUUUGGAUAUGCAUGCGUGCAAUAAGAUUGGCACGCUUCGUUCGAACGAAGUCACCGAACUACUUUGCUAUCGACGCGCGUGCGACAUUUUAUCAAAUCAGCUGCGUUUUAUUAUCCACACAUUUCGCCCCCUUACCUUAAGUCAUGUGCCUAACAAAUGAAUGUCGUGGGAUAUUUUAUGUGAAGAAGAGAGGAAUCGUUAAGCCUAAUCUACAAUGUGCUUUUGUAUCCAGAGACAUUUCUAUUUUAUAUAAGCAAAUCAAAACGC